AUGAAACAGCAGCGCGCGUUACGUCACUGAUUGAAUCGUGAGUCUUGCAUGGAGGAUGGAUGAAGAUGAACAGGAGAAAGCGUAGCGUGACAAUAUAUGUUCGCAACAAGCAACGAUACAACCCUGCAUCUAAGUUGUACAAUUUUAUCAAUGUUCGCGUUGAAAAUUUUGCUGGCACCAGAAUUGGCGACAUCAAAGAGGAGGCUAGAAGACAAUCUGGAAACAAUGUGAAGAUUGAUGAUUUGUACCUGAACAACGAGAGACUUGCAGAUGACAGAUCUGUUGCCCAUUACAACUUGGAGGAUGGAACCAUUCUGGAAACCACAUCUAACCCUUUCUGGGCGACUUGUUUGUUCAUCAAACAUUGCGAAGCUGAAGAUGAACAGAAGAGAAACCCAGAUAAUCCCGAUGUUCAAAACUGGACAAACAAGUCACUGACCCGAAAAAGGACACUUCUGUCUGUCCUCUUCAACAGCAAAAAUGAGUUUCAGAGCCAGCCACCCCACUUUCCUACCCUGGAUGACUUUGUGGGAUAUCUGAACAACCUGAAAAAGAAGGGGGCCACAAUGAACCCUUACUACACACAGCGCCACUUAGGAGAGAUGUACCAGGAUUACCUUGACCUUGAUGUGGGACGUAGUAGUGACCCCUUAGGAUCCUUUAUCAACAGAUAUGCUGCCAAACUUGGAUAUAGGCAACCAGAUGCAGGUGAUGGUGAAAACAGACCUCAUGUUGGAGGGGCAGGCAGAAGGGCUGCUAGGGGUGGUGGUAAUGGUGGAGAGGGGCCCAGACAACCCAGAAAUAGACCUGUGGCUAAUAGGACCAAAGAGAUGACUUGUGAUGACUGUGAAGGCACCUUAGCAGAGCUGUAUUGUGGGGAGUGUCAGAAUGCCCAGGGAGGACAGGGUCUUUACUUGUGUACCCCAUGCUCACAGCUUAUUCAUGCCGGUGCUGCGAGGAGAAGACACAAUGUUCAAGAUGUGGGUAAUGCUCCUAAAGUUUCCAAACCAUAUGUUCCUCAUGCUUUUAAGGCACCAUUUUCCAUUUUGCUUGGCUUAUACAGUGGUCUGACAGAGAGGAGGCCGGUUCUGAGUAUGACCGAGGACGAGAUCAAGCUCCGGGCCCAACCACUGACAGAUACAGAUCUACAGGACAAACAGACAGGUCAGUACUGUGGGGGAUUUGAUUGUAUGGAGAAGAUACUCAUGGCCAAAGGUCUGGUUCAGAGAGAAGAUUCAAGAAACCCAACGUAUGCAUUAACAGAGACAGGGGAAGAGCUAGCUGGCCAGUUGUAUGAAUUUCAACAGAGUGUACAAAGGUUCCUGAAAUCAAAUCAAGUUCCUCAUGUUCCACAGGCAAUAAACACUGUGUGUGGCACGAGGAAGAUCUGUCUGAUUAUUGAUGAGCAGGAGAGAGACAAGGACAGGUUCCACCAGAUUGCUACAGAGAGAGGGGUGGAUGUACAGUUCAGACAUCUGGGGGCAGGGGACUAUCUGUGGAUUCUGACCCCUCCUAUGGCUAGCCCCACCCUGAGGUACACUCAGCAGCAACCUACUAUUGAAAAGGUUUUACCUUUCCUUGUUGAGAGAAAGAGCUGGGAAGAUUUUAAGGACAGUGUGAGGACUAAAAGAUUUCAGAAACAAGUCAAUCAUAUGCUGAACAGUGGAGUGGAGAAAUGUUUCUACCUGAUGGAGGGUUCUGUAAAUAGUGGCAGAUACAAACCAUCUGCUGAGCAGCAAAAGAAUCUAAAGGAUUUACUUGAGAAGAUUUUUCUGGAUAAUGGAUUUUACAUCAAUUACACGGCUUCCUGGUAUAAAUCAGCAAUAUGGUUAUUGUGGGCAACAGCACUAGCAUCUGAGGCUGAAAGAAAAGGCCAGCUGACUGGACAAGGAAUGACCUAUGCUGAAUUUACAAGGAGAACAAGUGGACAGAGCCGCGUAUCUACCCUGACCAGGACAGACUACAGACAGAUGGACUGGAGAAGCUGGGAGGCCGAACAUUUUAUUGAUGGAAUCUUCAGGGACAGUGUCAAUGAGAUAUCUCUUACUGAGUUAUGUCAAAAGGACCUGGGACUUGCAGAAAGACAUGUCAUAAACAUUCAUGGGUUAGAGGCAUAUAACAAGGGGAGGCAGACAAUGCUGAAUAAAUAUUUAAAUGAGGCAUGUGGAAAUCCAAACAGAAUAGCAGACAUCGUAAACACAGGCCUGACAGCUCAGUUACACAACAUGCUACACUAUGAUGUCAUGUCUUGGUGGCAACUCAGACUUCAGUUUAUGCUUGGAGUGUACAUAGUGAGGACUGAGAAACCAGAGGAUAGACAGAGAAUUCAGGGGGAGGUAGACUGGAGGUCAGGAGGUCAACCACCCAAUAACAGGAGGUCAGGAGGUCAACCAGUCAUAAACAGAAGGUCAGGGCAACCAGGUCAGGACCAGAGACCAAGGCAGCAAGAGGACAAAAAUGGGAGGUCAAGGGGUCAUGUACUGGGUCAUGGCCCAAUAGAAAGAUUUGCUAAGGAACCAAAUGAACUCAUGGCAGAGUUACCUUCCACCUCUGCUCCUACAGAUGCUGCUCCAGAUCCCAAGUUGGUGUAUGCUCCUGAUUCUCAGACAGAAAACUUUAUGAUACAGCAGGCAUUAGCUCUAAGCAAUCAGGAGGAUGCUGAAGAACAAAACAGAGCAUUACUUUCCCCAGUAAAACAGCCAUCCCCUGCACAAAAGUCGGUAAAUAAUAGGUCACCAGCCUCAGUUUCAAAGAGAGGGUCUAGAGGAGGCACUAGAUCAGGGAAAAGGACAUCAACAGCAUCAAGGGAGGAUGAAGAGUUAGAACUUGCCAUAAAGCUUAGUCUGGAAGUUGCUGCAAACAACAGAACUAGUGAGCCUGCAGAAAGAGACAGCACUGACCCAGUGAUGUGUGAUACUACACCUAGUCCAAUGAAAUCCAAACAAACAAUCAUUCCACUAGAACCGAACCUAAAUAUGGACAGCCAAGAAGAGUUGCAAUAUGUUUUAGAGUUAAGUAAGAAAACAUCAACUGACAAAGAAGAGAAAAAGAAACCUAUCAGCAAUGAACUCAAUGAUAGGCAGCAUUUAGAGCCGACAAAAAUCAGAGAGCAAUUGCUUCCUUCUCACUCGAAUAAAGAUAAUUCAGAGGUACAAAGUGGAAAAAUCAAUCCUGUAGACAAAGCUCUUUGUGGAGUUGAGAAAGUGACAUCUGAAAGCAGUGAAGAUGAGGCUCUGAAGAAAGUUCUAGAAUUAAGUAUAAAGCAAAAUCUGCCUCCUAUAGACAAAAUAUUAAGUGCUCCACAAUUAGAUAAAUCAAGAACUUCUAUGUCCAAAAAUCAGACCAUAAAAAGUCCAGUUGUAAGUCUCAGUGAUCAAGGAGACAAGGAUCUUGAAUUAGCUAUCCAACUCAGUUUACAAUCAAAUUGUGAACAUAGUCCACAUAAUGAAGGAGUCAGCAUAUCAGAAAAUGAUGUGAUUGAGAUAGAGGACUCUCAAGAAAUUUUUGAGGAUCAUUCAAAGGCAUCGCAGAAGACAAAAGACUCCAAAGAAAAUGACUAUAUUGUAUUGGAUGACUCUCAAGAAGAAGCAGUAGAGAAUAUGGAUGUUAAUGCAGUGAUAUGUAUGACAAAUGAUUUGAUAAAAUCAAAUAAUUUAGAAACAAAUGCUAAUCAGUUGAUUGCCAUAAAAGCAACUGAAAAAGGUGGAGGAUGUUUAGCACCAGACACCCAGAUUGAGAGAGAACAAAUAAAUGAGGAAAGUACUCUCACUGUUGUACCAGAGACUGUGACAGAAGCUGAAACAAUAUCCGCCUCUUUACAUUCUAAUGAAUCAACACUGGAGCCAGAGCCAUUCUUACCUAAUGUGGUGCAGAACAGUCAAAAUAAGGUGGUAAAUAAUGACAGUAUUGGUAGCAAUACCUAUACAGCAAAUGCAAAAACAUCAAAUGGAGAUAUAACUAGUAACAAUGAAAAUUCUGUGAUAUCAAACAAAACACCUGUCAAAGAAUCUGAUGAUGCUGAAAAUGAUGUGUUAGAUGUCAUUUCACCCUCUCCAACAAGCAGUCAAAAGUCUAGUUUUUCAGUCAAAGCAUUUAAAACUAGCCAAGAAAAACCAAAAGAAUCAAAUUCUGAAGAAGAAAAUGUGAGGAUUGGAGACAAGAUACAAAAAGAUAAAGUUAGUGAAAAACAUAGUGAGAGCAAUGAUGGAGACUCACAAGAUUUCCUCUCUACAGCUGUGGUGCUUCCACCUUUGUCUCCAUACAAAGAUGACAGUGAUUCUCCUUUAUUACAAGAAAAGUCACAUUGUACUUCAAGAUCUGAUGAGAAUUCUCAGCCACAUUCUGUGAAAGUGAAGCAAGAAAAGUUGGAUGUGAUAGAAAGUACCAUAAAAAAUGAAGAAAUUGUGAUGGACAGUCAGACUUUAGAGGGCAGUCAGGAAGAAUUACCUAAAUUUGAUUGGAUAAAGGAAUCUCCUGUCAAAAUGGACCAAAUCACUGUUCAGGUGGUCUCACCUUUGAAAAAGGGAAAUAACUCUUCCUCAGAUACUGUCAAAAGAAUUAGUUUGAGUCAAGGAUCAACAUCUAACAUCAAUAUAAAUAUUCACAUUGGGCACAUUGAAAAAUCUAGUCAGUCAAGUUCAAAAGAUGUUAUUUUUGAUGAUGAAGAAUAUGCAAGACGUCUUCAAAAGGAACUGGAUGAAGAAUAUGAACUGUCAAAACAGAGAAAUGUACCCAUAAAGAUGGAGACAAGAUCUAUCAAAGAGGAACUUAAAAGCCCUGAAAAGGUUAUUGACAAUGCCUGCAGUGUGAUACAGGAUGAUUUUCAUGAGAUUGAUGCAGCAAUAGCUCAAAGUCUUCAUGAAGAAAUAAACAGUCCUGCACCAAAGAGGGAUAGGACAUUACUAAUACAAGAUGAGAUAAUGGCAAAACAACUUAAUGAAGAGUGGAACAAAUCAAGCAGUGUUGGUAGAAACAAUGGAGUGCCUGGCACUAGAAUGGUGGAAGACGAGGAGUUAGUAAGAAGCUUACAGAGCGUUGAGACAGAGAGUCAGGAGGAGAGAAACCAACAGAUUCACAGGGAUGAAGAACUGGCACGCCAGCUUCUGGAGUCAGGUGAUAACUACACAUCUACAGGAUUUAGAGUUUCAUCUGCAAAGAAAAGGAAAGGUCUUCUAAUAAACGACAGUCCUCCCAAGGAGAAAGUGUCUAGAAAUGAAUCAUGGAGAAAAAAUCUGUUUAAUGAAAACAUGAAAUCAAGGGGAGACAGUUUGAAACAGCUUCAGGAGAUAAGACAAGAACAGAGUCAGAGAUUCCUAAAGGAAAAAUCAGGAUUUAGUGGUGUUGGUUCCCUGAACAGUUCACCAUGGAGCACUGUGGAAACAAAAAAUGUUAACACAUCUUUCUGUCCUAAUUCUACAAUGGUUCAAGAUUCAAAGACAAACAGAACUUUAGACUCUGGGGCAAGCAAUUGGGCUUCAUCUACCUUCCUGAGCAGAAAAUCUAGUAGUGGAAAUCAAGGGGAGGAUGAAAAGCCUGUAAUGGGGACACAAUCAGAGGCCCUAUCAAAGUCUAAGUGUGGGAACUGUGGAGAGAUAGGGCACAACAGAAAGUGGGUCAGCUGUCCACUAUACUAUUCCCAUGAGGAAAGCCUUAGAAGGCAGGAACAGCAGGCUAAAGCUAGGGAAAGGAUUGAGGCCAGAGAAAGGGAAGAAACUCAAGCAAAGCAGGACUUGGAACAUCAUCAAAGAGCAUUGAAAGAUAUUGCAACUCAAAUACAAGACGAACAGAAAGGAUUAGAAAAGACAAUUAAAAGACUGGAUAAGAAGAAAAAGCAAAGAGAAAACAGGCGUCAAUGAGCCAUGGAAAUUGAUGUUGAUGUGGCAGAUUGUUAUUCUUUUAAAAUAUUUGUGCUUUGUUUAAUCCAAAGUUCUUGCAUGUGGAAGAUGAACAGAUAUGUGUGUAGCACUAAAUUUUAUGAGACAGUCAAGUGAGGAGGGGGUAUAAAAGUCAUUAAAAGUUUGAUUUAUAUAAUUAUGCCCCCCUUCGAAGAAGGGAGGGCAUAUUGCUUUGCUGCUGUCUGUUGGUCUGUCGGUCCACUUAGUUUCUGUUCAUUUUC
Saccostrea cuccullata (small rock oyster) is the source of this 6115-nucleotide messenger RNA. RefSeq lists its product as uncharacterized. Gene Ontology annotation, molecular function: 3'-flap endonuclease activity; crossover junction DNA endonuclease activity; DNA binding. Bases 60 to 5855 code for a protein of 1931 amino acids. Gene Ontology annotation, biological process: double-strand break repair via break-induced replication; resolution of meiotic recombination intermediates; DNA catabolic process. The record is from RefSeq and is a predicted model, not a curated record. Gene Ontology annotation, cellular component: Holliday junction resolvase complex; nucleus. Lineage: Eukaryota; Metazoa; Mollusca; Bivalvia; Ostreida; Ostreidae. The transcript has 28 exons.